GGAUGCUGAAGCUGGGCUGGAGACAGGAGAGCAGAGACUGACGCAGCAGCAGCGGCGGUCCCAGCCUCUGGCGCAGACCCCGGGCUCCCAGUCUCUUCACACGCCGCCGGGGCUUGUGGUUUAGGCGCGCGGCCCCCUCUGGGGCUGGCUGCGGGGAAGAGCCCGGGCUCGGGCAGCGGCGGCGCAGGCAAAGGCAGCGGCAGCGGCAGCAGCAGCAUGGUGUCCGCUUCGCGCCAGGAGCCGCCGCCUCGGGGCUGAGCGGCCGCCGAGCUCUGCUCUAGCUGCACUGCGCGGCCCGGGGUGGGUGGCUCCAGGUGCCCGGGCGGCUGGGCUCGCUCCCCCCGGGGGCUGUGGUGCAUGUUCGCCCCCUGCGAGUGCAUGAGGAGAGGCGGCAGGAGGACCAUGAAAAUGAUCCGGUUCCGGAGCUCGAGCAUCAGGUCCCUGAGCCAGGAGAUGAAAUGCACCAUCCGGCUGCUGGACGACUCCGAGAUCUCCUGCCAUAUCCAGAAGGAGACCAAAGGUCAGUUUCUCAUAGACCAUAUCUGCAACUAUUACAGCUUACUGGAAAAAGACUAUUUUGGCAUUCGAUAUGUCGACCCUGAGAAACAGCGGCACUGGCUUGAGCCCAACAAGUCUAUCUCCAAGCAAAUGAAAUCUCAUCCACCAUAUACCAUGUGCUUUAGAGUGAAAUUCUACCCACAUGAACCCUUGAAGAUUAAAGAAGAGCUCACCAGAUAUCUUUUGUAUCUACAAAUAAAAAGGGACAUUUUCCAUGGUCGUUUGCUGUGCUCUUUUUCUGAUGCUGCCUACCUGGGUGCCUGUAUUGUCCAAGCUGAGCUCGGUGAUUAUGAUCCUGAUGAACACCCAGACAAUUACAUUAGCGACUUCAAGAUUUUUCCCAAACAAUCACAGAAGCUGGAAAAGAAAAUUGCUGAAAUACAUCAAAAUGAAUUCAGUGGACAGAGCCCAGCUGUUGCUGAAUUUAAUUUACUACUGAAAGCACAUUCUUUGGAAACCUAUGGUGUUGAUCCCCAUCCUUGCAAGGAUUCUACUGGGACCACUACUUUUUUAGGAUUCACAGCAACGGGCUUUGUAGUUUUCCAGGGAAAUAAAAGAAUUCAUUUGUUAAAAUGGGCUGAUGUCUGUAAAUUAAAAUUUGAAGGGAAGACAUUUUAUGUGCUUGGAGCUCAGAGAGAGAAAAAGGCUAUGUUGUCAUUUCAUACCUCUACACCAGCAGCCUGCAAGCAUCUUUGGAAGUGUGGGGUGGAGAACCAGGCUUUUUAUAAGUAUGCAAAAUCAAGUCAGAUCAAGACGGUGUCCAGCAGCAAAAUAUUUUUUAAAGGCAGUAGAUUUCGAUAUAGUGGAAAGGUUGCCAAAGAGGUUGUUGAAGCGAGUUCUAAAAUCCAGAGAGAGCCUCCUGAAGUGCACAGAACCAGCAUUCCUCAGAGUCGUAGCUCUCAUUCCUUGAAUAAACAACUCAUAAUCAAUAUGGAACCACUACAGCCCCUCCUUCCUUCUCCAAGUGAGGAAGAAGAGGUUUCUUUAGAUGAAGGUAUCCAGCUGCCUAAGGAAGAUGAAAUCUCCAUACCUGUGAUAUCUAAUUCCCCUGCUAAGGAUGCUGGGGAGAGUGUAGAUCUCACCAAUGAAGAGGAAGAGAAGAUCAAAGAGGAACCUUUAACCAUCUCAGAACUGGUGUACAACCCAAGUGCCAGCUUGCUGCCCACCCCAGUUGAUGAUGAUGAGAUUGACAUGCUCUUUGACACCCCAUCAAGAGCAGAGAAUGACAGAGAAGAUACAGAUUCAUUUGAGGAACUGGAAGCGGAUGAAAAUGCAUUUUUGGUUGCUGAGGAAGAGGAGCUGAAAGAAGCCCGUAGAGCGCUUAGGUGCAGUUAUGACUUUGUAAUGGGCAACAUGCAGGUAAAUGCCUUUGUGAAGAGUUUCUCCAGGCUUCUUUUUGUAGGCCUUGGACUGUUGUUGUUUGUGUUUCCACUCCUCCUUGUCCUCUUGGAGUCGGACCUUGAUAUCUCCUUUCUUCAUGAAAUCCGUCAGACGCCAGAGUUUCAGCAAUUUCACAUUGAAUAUUACUGUCCUCUUAGGCAGUGGGUGGCUUGCAAAAUAAACUUCAUUUGUGACAUGCUGGGAAACUCUUAAAUGUUAAAGAAAUACGAUACAACUAAGGGCUAUAUUCAAAAUUUCAGUUAGCACUAGCUUCUCAUAAUGCCCAUGGGGCCAUCAGCAGGUAGCUAUCUUCAUUUUCAAUCCAUUACAGACUGUUCAAGAUCUAACAUUUGCUUUUCAUAAACAGUUGCUUUAGUUAUAGGCUUAUCUGGUGGCCUUUAAAUAACCAAAAAGAGGUCUUAUUUUUAUUUCAGUGUUGACUUCCUGAUCAUCUGUUGUAUCAGACAAGACUGGAUAGUACUAGGGUUCAUUAUUUGUAACAUUACAAGCCAUGACAUUCUGAAUCUCAAUGAUAGUAGAGCCAAGAAGGAAAUGUUUUUGAAUAUACUCCUUAGUGGUAUAACAGUCUUUUCUAACCAAUGCCUAUACAAGCAAUGUUUAUGCUGGGUUUUUGUUUCUUGAUUUGUUUUUUGUUUUUUAUAUUUUUAUGUGUUUAAAAUAUUUUGGUAAAUUUUUAGCAAAAGAUGACUUCUGAAGUUGUUUAAGUGUACAGAUUGGUAAAAUUAAUGCACAAGGGCAUGUAGGGGAUUUUUUAAUGUUUUACCAAUGGUUUGUUUUUAAAAUAUUUUGGAUGGACAAUGAGUUUUAUAACUCUAUAAAAGAUGGCCUACAGUUUGUAGAACAUACAGAAAGUUUAUUCAAGUGCGGGGGGGACUCGUGAGGGGAGAUGAAAUGACACAGAAUCCUCAAGUAAGUUUUUAAUGGCACAGUUCUAAAGCUAAAGGUGGUGAAUAUCAUUGAGAAAAUGAUAAUCCACCUUCAUCUGUGUCCUGUCAUCUUACACUUCAAUCAGUGGUAAGUUUUUACAAGACAGUGCAAGUAAGUUUUG
Molecule: messenger RNA, 3007 nt
Organism: Trachemys scripta elegans
Lineage: Eukaryota; Metazoa; Chordata; Testudines; Emydidae
Gene: FRMD3
Product: FERM domain containing 3
Exons: 14
Coding region: 358-2151 (597 amino acids)
Cellular component (GO): cytoskeleton
Molecular function (GO): cytoskeletal protein binding
Source: RefSeq, a predicted model, not a curated record